Molecule: messenger RNA, 1728 nt
Organism: Helianthus annuus (common sunflower)
Lineage: Eukaryota; Viridiplantae; Streptophyta; Magnoliopsida; Asterales; Asteraceae
Product: 5-methylthioadenosine/S-adenosylhomocysteine deaminase
Exons: 10
Coding region: 120-1529 (469 amino acids)
Molecular function (GO): hydrolase activity, acting on carbon-nitrogen (but not peptide) bonds
Source: RefSeq, a predicted model, not a curated record
UGGUUACAAACAAAAAAGAUACUGUUAGUCAACUUUCAUCCUCUUCAUCAUCAUCAUCAACAAAGUAUCAAACGAUAGCUUGUUUAACUUCCGGUGAUUAUUAAACACCGCAAACAGUCAUGAACGACGCUAUGAACUCGCGCUUUAUACUUCACAAUGCUUUGAUCGUCACCAUGGAUAAAGAAUCUCGUGUAUUUCGUAACGGAGGAAUCGUUAUUGAUAACGAUAGAAUCGUAGCAAUCGGUCAAUCAGCAGAUAUUAUUCGUCAAUACUCGUCGAAUUCACACGAAAUCAUCGACCUCCAUGGCCAGUUUCUACUUCCUGGUUUGAUCAAUACACAUGUUCAUACGUCUCAACAACUAGCUAGAGGAAUUGCUGAUGACGUCGAUUUGCUUACGUGGCUGCACCAUCGGAUCUGGCCGUAUGAAUCGAAUAUGACUGAAGAGGAUUCGUACAUCUCAACUUUGCUUUGUGGAAUCGAACUCAUUCACUCUGGUGUCACAUGCUUUGCAGAAGCAGGAGGACAACAUGUAUCAGGAAUGGCAAAGGCAGUAGAAUUACUAGGUUUACGUGCAUGUUUAACGCAGUCGGUUAUGGAUUCUGGCGACGGUUUACCAUCUUCAUGGGGCAUUAGGACUGCAGAUGAAUGUAUUCAGUCUCAAAAGGAGUUGCACAAGAAGCAUAAUAAUACUGCCGACGGACGCAUUAGAAUAUGGCUUGGUAUUAGACAGAUUAUGAACUCAACCGAUCAAUUACUUCUUCAAACAAGAGAUACGGCGAAAGAACUGCAAACCGGAAUCCACAUGCAUGUUGCAGAGAUACCCUUUGAAAAUGACCUGGUGAUGCAAACUCGGGAAGUUGAUCAUGGGACCGUUACAUAUCUAGAGAAAGUCGGGUUUUUGUCAAGCAAUUUGCUAUCAGCUCACACUGUUUGGGUAAAUGAAAAUGAGAUUGGAUAUCUUUCUAAUCAUGAGGUUAAGGUGUCCCAUUGUCCUGCUGCCGCCAUGCGCAUGCUUGGAUUUGCGCCGAUUAAAGAAAUGCUUGAUGCCAAUGUUUGUGUAUCCUUGGGGACAGAUGGUGCACCGUCAAAUAACCGUAUGAGCAUUGUUGAUGAGAUGUACCUAGCUUCUUUGAUCAAUAAAGGGCGCGAAGUUUAUACAAAAGGCACUACUGACCCUACAGCUCUUCCUGCGGAAUCCGUUCUGAAAAUGGCAACCGUAAAUGGUGCAAAAGCAGUACUUUGGGAGAAUGAAAUAGGUUCUCUUGAAGUUGGAAAAAAGGCCGAUAUGAUUGUAAUCAAUCCUUCUUCGUGGUCUAUGGUUCCCAUUCAUGACUGCAUCUCCAGCCUCGUGUAUUGCUUGCGAACUGAAAAUAUAGUCUCUGUCAUGUGCAAUGGCCGUUGGAUCAUGAAGAAUCAGAAAAUCAUGAAUGUCGAUGAGGCAGAAAUCAUAUCAAUGGCGAAGCAUGCUGCUGCACAGCUUUUGAGUAGGGCAGGCAUACAAAUUCCUAACAGGAUGAAUCUCGUAUGAACUCCAAAUCUCUAGUGUGUAUGAAGGCGACAACGAUGUAACAAGAGCGGUCUACAUGCCAUAAACUUAAUAAUACGCAGAUAUCAACAAGUUAUGAACUUAUGAUUUGAAAUUUGUAGAUUAUCCAAACUGAUUGUUCAAAAACACUUGAUCACAUUAAAAGUAAUCCUAAUUCCUAAACGUGAACAAUUUAUAAGUU